GAGCGCGGGAGGAGAGCGGCAGCCAUUGGCCCCGGGCCCCCGCCCCGGCCCCAGGAGGGGGCGGGGACCGCAGGGGCGGGGGCGCGGCGCUUAAAGGGGCCAGAGGUGGCCGCCCGGCUCUUGUGAGGUGCACAGGCAGGUACAUGCGAAGCGUGUGCUGGGGAAGACGGAUUAAUUCACAAGGGAUUAAUUCUCUGCGGCCCGGGACUGAUUGGAAUCUCGCAACACCCAAAGUAUUGGCACUUCUACCGUAUCCAGAGUUGCACAGAAGCAGCCCUUCCGGUGAGCGGAGACCGAGAAUGGAAUGGGGAAGGCCAGCGGAAAAGCUCUCCCACACCAUGACAGCAGGAAAAGCGAUGAAACCCAAGCGAAAAGAAUAAAAAGAACUGCGGCUACAACUACAGCGGAGAAGAAAUGAGGGGGAAAAAGAAGGCGGGAACCGCCACAGGCAGGUUCGCGUAUGCGGAGGCGUCGGAAGUUGGGAGGCGGGACCGGAAGUUUGGUCGCGGCGCCGGAAGUCUGGAGAUGGCACCGGAAGGCGGACCGCGGUUUCCGGACCUGGCGCCGGAAGAGGCUCGUCAGCGCCGCCGCUUUUCGCGGACUGAAGCGCUCAGGGGUUUGAGCUGCGCGGUGGCCACGCGGUUAUCAGGAGUAGCUCGCUAACGCUUCGGCAGGUUACCAUGUCACACCCGUCUCCCCAGGCAAAGCCCUCCAACCCAAGUAACCCCCGAGUCUUCUUUGAUGUGGACAUUGGAGGGGAGCGAGUUGGUCGAAUUGUCUUAGAAUUGUUUGCAGAUAUUGUACCCAAAACUGCAGAGAAUUUUCGUGCGUUGUGUACAGGAGAAAAAGGCAUUGGACCCACCACUGGAAAACCGCUCCAUUUCAAAGGAUGCCCUUUCCAUCGAAUUAUUAAGAAAUUUAUGAUUCAGGGUGGAGACUUCUCAAAUCAGAAUGGGACAGGUGGAGAAAGUAUUUAUGGUGAAAAAUUUGAAGAUGAAAAUUUCCAUUAUAAGCAUGAUAAGGAGGGGUUACUGAGCAUGGCAAACGCUGGCUGCAACACAAACGGUUCUCAGUUCUUCAUCACAACAGUUCCAACUCCGCACUUGGAUGGGAAGCAUGUAGUGUUUGGCCAAGUGAUUAAGGGCAUGGGUGUGGCAAGGAUCCUGGAAAAUGUGGAGGUGAAAGGUGAAAAGCCUGCCAAAUUGUGCGUUAUUGCAGAGUGCGGAGAACUGAAGGAAGGGGAUGAUUGGGGAAUAUUCCCAAAAGAUGGUUCUGGUGACAGUCAUCCAGAUUUCCCUGAGGACGCAGAUAUAGAUUUAAAAGAUAUAGAUAAAAUUUUAUUAAUAACUGAAGACUUAAAAAACAUUGGAAAUACUUUUUUCAAAUCCCAGAAGUGGGAGAUGGCCAUUAAAAAAUACACAAAAGUUUUAAGGUAUGUGGACGGCGCGAAGGCUGUUUCUGAGGAAGCAGAUGGGUUAAAACUGCAGCCUGUCGCUUUAAGCUGCAUGCUGAAUAUUGGUGCUUGUAAACUGAAGAUGUCCGAUUGGCAGGGCGCAGUCGACAGUUGUUUAGAGGCCCUUGAAAUAGACCCAUCAAAUACCAAAGCACUGUACCGUAGAGCCCAGGGAUGGCAAGGAUUAAAAGAAUAUGAUCAAGCAUUGGCUGCUCUUAAGAAAGCUCAGGAGAUAGCGCCAGAGGAUAAAGCUAUCCAGGCAGAAUUGCUGAAAGUCAAACAAAAGAUAAAGGCACAGAAAGAUAAAGAGAAGGCAGCUUAUGCAAAAAUGUUUGCUUAAAAAGGAAUUCAGUUUUGCUUGUGUGCAUUGAUUGUAUAAAGACAAUAAGAAAAUGUAACGGUUUGUCUAUGUAUGACCCCUAAUGUGUUCCCUUUGAUAGUUCAGUUCCCCAUUGUUUAGUGGGAGGAAAACUGAUAGGGACUCUGUUAAUAAACUAGUAUUAUAAAAUACAGUGAAGUUGAUUUCUUUUUAAAUGGCUGUCUGCAUUAUUCACAACGGAUAAUGAUGUCCAGCCUGUUUUUAAACUCCUAAAGACACAAAUCUUGUUUGAAUAAACAGAUGAAAGCUUAA
Sus scrofa (pig) is the source of this 2084-nucleotide messenger RNA. NCBI's taxonomy places the organism in Eukaryota, Metazoa, Chordata, Mammalia, Artiodactyla, Suidae. The record is from RefSeq and is a predicted model, not a curated record.